AUGGUCAAAUACAUACUAGUAUGCGGUGGUGUUAUCUCAGGUAUAGGAAAGGGUGUCAUAGCCUCAAGUACCGGUCUUUUACUCAGAACUAUGGGUCUGAAAGUCACAGCUAUAAAAAUUGAUCCGUAUAUGAACAUUGAUGCGGGUACUAUGGCACCUACUGAGCACGGUGAGGUAUAUGUCUUGAACGAUGGAGGGGAGACGGAUCUAGAUUUAGGAAAUUAUGAGAGGUACCUCAACGUCUCAUUGAAUAGAGAUAAUAACGUGACAACUGGGAAAGUGUAUCAACAUGUCAUCGCUAGAGAGCGAAGAGGUGAUUAUCUGGGAAGUACCGUUCAAAUCGUUCCACACCUCACAAACGCCAUACAAGAUUGGAUCGAAAGAGUUUCUAAAAUACCUGUGGACGAAACGAGUGAAGAGCCUGAUGUCUGUAUCAUCGAGUUAGGAGGUACAGUGGGAGAUAUCGAAUCUAUGCCUUUCAUCGAAGCUAUGAGACAGUUUCAAUUCAGGGUUGGUCACGAGAAUUUUGCUCUUAUUUACGUUUCUCUUAUUCCUGUGGUGGGAGGUGAACAAAAGACUAAACCUACUCAAGCUGGUGUUCGAGAUCUUCGAGGGUUAGGUCUUCUUCCGGAUCUUAUUGCAUGCCGAUGCGAACUCCCUUUAUUAAGCACCACCACUUCCAAAGUCUCCAUGUUCUGUCAUGUAGCUCCUAAACAAGUACUUGGAGUUCAUAACGUUUCUUCUACCUAUCAUGUUCCUCUCCUUCUACGUGAUCAGGGAUUACUCGAUUAUCUCAAAGUACGACUCAACCUGGAUACUGUCAACAUCACUCCUGCUCAACAACAAGUAGGCAAUGACUUACUUGGACGAUGGAAUCUUCUCACUGCUGGACAAGAAAGAUUAUUCGAUACUGUUUCUAUCGUCCUCGUUGGGAAGUAUACAAGUUUACAGGAUUCUUACAUGUCCGUUGUAAAAGCUCUUGAACAUGCGUCUAUGCGUUGUGGGAGAAAGUUGGAUCUACAAUGGGUAGACUCGUCAAAUUUGGAACCCGCCACUCAAACCAAGAACCCAGUGGCAUAUCAUGAUGCCUGGCGAGCUGUGUGUUCUGCAAAGGGGAUCAUAGUCCCUGGUGGAUUUGGAUCGCGUGGGACAGAAGGUAUGAUAGCAGCUGUCAAUUGGGCUAGAAAAGAAAACGUUCCUUUCCUUGGUAUAUGUCUUGGGUUCCAGGUGGCAGUAAUUGAAUGGGCUCGUAAUGUGUGUGGUUUACAAGAUGCAAACUCUGCCGAACUCGUCCCAUCCACUCCCCACCCAGUCAUUUGCUUCAUGCCUGAAAUCUCAAAGACACAUAUGGGAGGCACCAUGCGAUUAGGUUUACGUCCUACCGUUUUUGAGCCGGGAACAGAGGGUAGUAAAUUGAGACGAUUGUACGGUAAUAAAGAAGUCGCUUGGGAACGUCAUAGACAUCGAUAUGAGGUCGAACCGAAGUAUGUUGAGCGAUUGGAGUCGAAAGGUGGAUUGAGGUUUAUCGGGAAGGAUGAAAGGGGUGAGCGAAUGCAGAUGUUAGAGUUAGACAACCACCCAUACUUCGUAGCUCUACAAGCUCAUCCAGAAUUCUGUUCCCGUCCUCUUAACCCUUCCCCAGCUUUCUUAGGUCUCAUAGCCGCAGCAUGCGGUCCUUCAAUCCUUUCCACCCAAUUAGAAGCUUCAAAAACAUACAAAGAUCCUCAUCCAGAAUCAGCAAAAGUGGUUCCUGAGAGUGAAGCGGUCACCGAAUUUGCAAAAGGGAAAAAACAAGAAGUAGGAGGUAUCAAAGUCCGACAUGAGAAUAAAAUCAAAGAUAUUGAUACACCUACGGAAACGGGAAGUGAAGAGGAAAAAGAAGAUGUAGUUGAACAUCCUAAAUUCUCAACGGCGAUGAAAAGGAGGGAACGUACUUUACAGAAAGUGAAUUCGAAAGCUGAGUUGGAAUUUUCAUAACUGUUUAGGGGGACUUUUUGGGGAUGAAUGUAAGGAAGAGGGAAUGAUUAGUAGGUUAUAUCUUCUAAUGAGAGAUUUCUUCA
Molecule: messenger RNA, 2060 nt
Organism: Tremella mesenterica DSM 1558
Lineage: Eukaryota; Fungi; Basidiomycota; Tremellomycetes; Tremellales; Tremellaceae
Exons: 12
Coding region: 1-1977 (658 amino acids)
Biological process (GO): CTP biosynthetic process; pyrimidine nucleobase biosynthetic process
Cellular component (GO): cytoplasm; cytoophidium
Molecular function (GO): identical protein binding; CTP synthase activity
Source: RefSeq, a predicted model, not a curated record